AUGGGAACCCGGGCGCUUUCCCAUGACAGUAUUUUUAUCCCUGAUGGGGGAGCAGAAAGUGAGCAGACAGUUCAAGCAAUGUCACAGGACAACAUCCUGGGCAAAGUCAAAACUCUUCAGCGACAAUUGGGCAAGAAUAUCAAGUUUGGGCAGCGGCCACCCAAUGCCAUUCCCAUGAAGAAGGCAGGCAGUGGAGAGGCCAGCUCAGAAGAGGACCUGUUCCUGGCCAGUCCCAUGGAAAUUGUGGCUCAGCAGGACAUCAUCCUCUCAGACGCUGAGAACAAAUCCAGUGAUACGCCAAGUUCUCCGAGUCCUCUGAAUCUCCCUGGAGCUGGAAGUGAGAUGGAAGAGAAGGUUGCUCCAGUUAAACCGUCUCGGCCAAAAAGACACUUCUCUUCUGCUGGCACCAUUGAAAGUGUCAACCUCGAUGCCAUCCCCCCGGCCAUGGCUCGCCUGGACAACAGUGCUGCCAAGCACAAACUGUCUGUUAAGCCAAAAAACCAGAGGGUGUCAAAGAAGCACAGGCGGCUUGCCCGGGAUCGACAAAAUGAACCAGGUGGCCUUGACAGGCAGCCUUCCCUGGAUCAAAAUGGACACCCAGGAGAAGACAAGCACAUGUGGCUUGAAGAGGAACCGGAGCCGCUGGAUUCUGAGGAAGAGAAGAGACACCAAGAAGACUACUGGCGAGAACUAGAGGCCAAGUGCAAGAGGCAAAAGGCAGAAGCAGCAGAGAAGAGACGCCUGGAAGAGCAGAGGCAGCAGGCCCUGGAGAGGAGGCUGUGGGAAGAGAACAGAAGGCAGGAGCUCUUGGAGGAGGAAGGUGAUGAAGAGGGGGGCGAAGAGGAGGAACUCCAGAUAGAAGUGGAAAAGGAAAGGGGGCCUGGGGAACGGCUGCAGCGGGGCCCAGAAGAGCAAGGUUGCCGAGAACAAGAGCAGAGGGAGCCCGAGGAUGCAGAGCGCCUGGAGGCUGAGGAACGGAGUUCCCUGCAGGAAGAGGCCCAGCGGCUGGAAGAGCUGAGGCAGCGCGUGGCCGAGAGGCAGCGUGAGGCCGAGAGGCAGAGGCAGGAAGAAGAAAAGGAGUUGAAGGAACUCCGAAGGCUGGAGGCCCAGCGGCAGGAGGAGGAGGCCAGAAGGCUGGAGGAGCAGAGGCAGCGGGAGGAGCUGGAGGCUCAGAGAAGGCGGGAGCAGGAGGAAAAGAAACGACUGGAGGAGCUCAGACAGCAGCAAGAGGAAGAGAAGCGAGGGCAAGAGUUGAUACAGCAGGAGGAAAUGGAGGCUCCUGGGCCACAGGAGGCCCCGAAGGAGCUUCCUCCGGAGGAAGAGAGGCAGCCGCAGCUAGAGGCCCGCAGAAGCCCGCUGAGCGCCCUGCAGAAUGACUUUGAAGAGAAGCCAGAGGAUGGAGAAGACCUAGAACUCAAAAGGCAACGAGAAAGCUCUGAGCAGGAGCAGAAGCAAGAGGCGGAGCAGACAACAGAGCAGCCUGGGAAGAGGGGCGACUUUCGAGAGGAUGAUCAUCGCGUCGUGGAGGACCGGAGAGAAUCAGCCAAAAUGGACCCUCCCCAGCAGCAAGAGGAGCAGAAGGAAGAAACGCUGCCCCUGGGGGAGAAGAACGAAGCCUCCACUCCAGAAAAGGAGAGAAAGGUGGAGGAGCUCAGGUGGCAGGAGGUGGAUGAGAGGCAGACCAUGCCCAGGCCCUACACGUUCCAGGUGUCCUCCGGAGGGAGACAGAUUCUCUUCCCCAAGGUCAAUCUGACCCCCGUGACCCCCGCCAAGGACGCGGGACCCAGCCCUGCUGCGCAGGAACCCAAGGCCCCCAGAGCCAGCGCGGCCUCGCACGCCCUGCCCUCCACCCUGAGCAUCCCCCAUACCGCCAUCCUGGUCACUGGAGCUCAGCUCUGCGGCCCCGCCGUCAACCUGAACCAGAUCAAGGACACGGCCUGCAAGUCCCUUCUGGGCCUGUCGGAAGAGAAGAGGCACAUGGACGUCCCUACUGUGGAGCAGCCCGUCCGCGCUCCGGGCGAGCCCCGGGGAGGCGGCGGGAAAGCCAGGCCUCCGCAGGAGACCCAAAGCAGCGUGACGGCACUGGCCGAGUGGGCCUCCAUUCGGUCCAGGAUCCUGAAGAACGCCGACAGCGAGCCGCGCGGCGACAGAGAGCCGGCGAGGCCAGCGGAGGAGCCCCCUCCCAGGGCCCGAUCUGACUCCCGCGGGAACCUCCGCAAGACCCCGCCCGUGAACGCCAAGUUCUCCAUAAUGCCCGCCUGGCAGAAAUUCGCAGACGGUGGCACCGAGACCUCCAAACAGAAUACGGAGGCAGAGAGCAUUAGAAAAAGACCCGGGCCCGGCGAAGAGACAGCGCCCCCGCCCUCGCCUGCUAGUACCCAGGAGUCCCGGAAGGGUCCAGAGAAGCCAGAGGUGCGCCACGAGCCAGCAGACACCACCGAGGGGUGCAAAUUUGCCAAAGACCUUCCAUCUUUCCUUGUUCCAAGCCUGCCUUCCCCUCCGCAGAAAGCGGUCCACACGGAAUCCACAAGCACGGCGCACAGCGAGGCCACAAGUGGUGUAGCCAAGCCAGACCCCGGGAUGCCAGGUGCAGAGGAAAAAGCUUCACCUUUUGGAAUAAAGCUGAGAAGGACCAACUAUUCCUUGCGCUUCCACUGCGACCAACAAGCGGAACAAAAGAAGAAAAAGAGGCACAGCAGCACGAGUGACAGUGGCGAUGGGGGGCCUCCUGCCGGGGCCAGCGCCAAUGCAGACAAAGAGACAGAGGGUGUAGCCCCCAAGCCUGGCCCAUCCCUCCCCCAGGAAAGGAAGCAAGUCCUAGCCCCUCGAAGGGACUCUGCUGAAAUCUCUUCCAGCCACUCUCCUCCUACAGCCCAGCCUGGACCCCCACCGUCCAGCAGCCAGGCCCCAGCUCCAGAGCACGACAAGGGAGCAAACAAGAUGCCAUUAGGGCAGAAACCAGCACUGGCUCCCAAGCCUGCCAGCCAGACCCCGCCGCCAUCUCCGCUCUCCAAACUAAGUAGGCCCUACCUGGUAGAGCUGCUGGCUCGCAGAGCUGGGAAGCCAGACUCUGAGCCCAGCGAGCUGUCCAGAGAGGGCCAGGAGAGCCGUGGUACCCAGCCACCAUCACCACCACCUCCAGAGGAAAGGAAGGGACAGAAGAGGGAAGAGGAUGAGGAAGAGGUGCUGGAGAAGAAACCUUCUUCCCCACCUCUGUCUACCACUCUACUAGAGAGGUCUUCCCAAACGCCUGAGGCAGGGAGGAAAGAGAAGCCGGUGCUUCAGAGUAGGCAUUCUUUAGAUGGCUCCAAAAUUACAGAGAAAGUUGAAACUGCCCAGCCACUGUGGAUAACGUUAGCACUACAAAAGCAAAAGGGGUUUCGUGAGCAGCAAGCAACCCGAGAGGAGAGAAAGCAAGCCCGAGAAGCCAAACAGGCAGAAAAGCUCUCCAAAGAAAACGUCAGUGUGAGCCCGCAGCCUGGAAGCGGCAGUGUCAGCAGAGCAGGUUCCCUGCACAAAUCCACAGCUCAGCCAGAAGAGAAGAAGCCUGAGACUGCAGUGUCCAGGCUCGAGCGCAGAGAACAACUGAAAAAGGCCAACACUCUCCCUACGUCUGUGACAGUGGAGAUCUCAGACUCAGCUCCCCCAGCACCACUAGUGAAAGAAGUCACCAAGAGAUUCUCCACCCCAGAUGCUGCCCCUGUGUCCACGGAGCCAGCCUGGCUGGCUUUGGCCAAAAGAAAAGCGAAGGCCUGGAGCGACUGUCCACAGAUUAUUAAGUAA
Messenger RNA from Urocitellus parryii (Arctic ground squirrel), 3783 nucleotides. RefSeq names its product capping protein inhibiting regulator of actin dynamics (gene Cracd). Lineage: Eukaryota; Metazoa; Chordata; Mammalia; Rodentia; Sciuridae. Gene Ontology annotation, biological process: maintenance of gastrointestinal epithelium; negative regulation of barbed-end actin filament capping. The record is from RefSeq and is a predicted model, not a curated record.